Molecule: messenger RNA, 7211 nt
Organism: Vespula vulgaris
Lineage: Eukaryota; Metazoa; Arthropoda; Insecta; Hymenoptera; Vespidae
Product: LHFPL tetraspan subfamily member 6 protein-like
Exons: 12
Coding region: 2093-2710 (205 amino acids)
Cellular component (GO): membrane
Source: RefSeq, a predicted model, not a curated record
UGUUGACGUGAAAGAAUCGAAUAACUGACUAAUAUGUGGUAAUGAAUACGAACGGAUGAGACCAUACGAAGUGAUCGUUAUAAAGAGGGCCGUACAUGGCGCUCGAUUCAAUACUCGAAUCUCGAUCGAUAAUCGAAAUUAAAUCGUUACUCUCGACAUCGUCAUAUUGCAUGUUACGCAGUACGAAUUAAAUCCGCAGUAUUGAAUUCGACCGAAUAUUGACAUAGAUUGAAUAUUUUAUAUAAUAUUUCAUUUUGAAAGCUUUUAAUGAAUAAGAUUUAUUUCAAUAUGAUAACUAUAAUCAAUAUUGUAUUUUUAAGGUUAGAUACGAUGAUCGCGAAAGAAGCAUCAUGCAGGUUAACGUGCUGUUUGAAUUUGACGAAAGAAGACAUAAAGAAGAAAUAUUACAAGUGCAAGGAAAUUAAUCGGAUUAGUUCGAAUAAUGGAAGAGGAUGAAGUAGAAAUUGUAGAAGCAACGUAGAGUAAAUUGUAAGGAAGCUGAUAUAAUAUUCAUGGUAACUGCAGAUUAAUUAAAAUUGUACAUUAAAUUCGGUCGAGUAUAUUAAAAUUGAUAAUUCGUUAUAUGUCCAUAAACUAGAAGCAAGAGAAUUUACGGUAAUUUGUAAUUCUUCAUAUAAAUCUACGUAGCACAUGGAAACUGAUCUAAAUAUCACAUUUUAUAAGAAUUUAUGAAUAUAAAAGUCGUACUUAUAAUAGAUAUAGAAAGGAUUACCAGUUUUUCUGCCUCGUGGAAUCCGGCGAAGCUGAUAGUAAAGCUUAGAUCCUUUGGUGGUCUCUUUAAAGUUCACGUCGAAGCGAUUAAGCAGGAAUCAGUGACUGUGUCGGUUAAACACGGAAACCAAUUGGUGCAAUGGCAAGCUCGUCGAUGCUGUUGACAUUUUCCUUGGUAGGAGAAGGAUGAGAAAUAGAAGGAGAAGGAGGAGGAAGAGGGAGAGGAAGAGGAAGAGGAAGAGAGACGAAUCGAAGAUGGUUCAACCGAGAUGCUGUGGCACCACGCUGUUCGAGAGAAGAGGACGCAAACGGAGCGAGCGAGAGAGCGAUGAGAUGCUAGUGGUGGGAGAGAAACAGAGUAGGAGUACGAGAAAGACAGAGAGCGAGAGUGAGAGGGAGGGGGAGAGAGAGAACGAGAUAGAGAGGGAUGAAGAACGAAGAGGAGAACGGUCCAGUCGCAGUUCCGACGCGGCAUCGUGCGCGUCAACUUCGGAUUAGAUAGAGACACAUACGAGGGACGCGUGUGUUCUUCGAAGUAUACACGUUCGUUUGUACGCAUUCGCUUAUACGCGUGUGUAUAAAUAUAUAAAGAGAUGUGUAUACGAGACCAUGCGUUAAGUUAUAAUUAGCUUCGAGCGUGUUUCUCAUCUUCUUUCUAAAAGAAGAAGAAAGAUAGAGAGGGAGACAGAGAGAGAGAGAGAGAGAGAGAGAGAGAGAGAGAGACAAAGCUUCUUCGGCUGGGAAGCUCCGAUUUUGACUUUAACGUCAUCCAAGCAAGCAAGCAAACCGAUCGCUAGUUAGUCUCUCCUCUGUAUGUAUACAACGCGUACGACACAAACAAUUUUGAUAUAUUCCUCGAGAAAAUAGACAGUGGGACAAGGUCAUAGAGAAAUACGAAGAAGACGAAUCGAAGAGUUUCCUUGAUAUCUAAUGAUUUCCGAACGAUUAUUAUUUCUUCUCAAUUGAUACUAUGGCAUUUCUCGAUUUCAUCGAGAGACUGAGAACACGAAGAAAGUGAAGAGGAAAGGAAUAAUAUAAUAGAGGAAAGAAAGAAAGAUAAUAAUAAUAAUAAUAAUAAUAAUAAUAAUAAUAAUAAUAAUAAUAAUAGUAGUAGUAGUAAUAAAAUUAUAAUAAUCCUAAUAAAAAAUAAUAAUCAUCAGAAGAUACAAAGUUUUCUAUUGCGAAUCUUUUUGAUUGACGGAAGUUAUUCGAACGAGAAUAUUUUAUGGAUAAAAAGAAAGCGGGAGAAUACAGUACGGGCUUCGAUUUUCGAGCUUCCGACGUUCGUCUCAGCGUUGGAACCUCGUGAAACGACGUGAAAGGGUAGUGCGAAUGAGGCGAACGCUUUCAAACCGAUGAGAUGACAGUGCUGUGCGUGCUGUGGGCUACUCUGUCCACUGUGGCAUCGAUCCUAGCGUGUUCUGGCUUUUAUUUGCCUUAUUGGAUACAGGGACGACUGCUGGGAAAGGCCGACGCGUACUUCAGUUCCUUUCGGCGUUGCAACUAUCCACGAAUCAGAGCACCUAACGCUACUCCUGAGAUAGUUUACGAGUGUGCUCGGUACUCUAGUUUCUGGGAUAUACCAAGCGCAUGGUGGCAAGCUAGCACGGUAACGAUGGGGAUCGGUGUAUCGAUUGCUGUGAUCGGUGCUUUAACUCUUCUAGCAGCAGCAUCUUCUUUUCUACCCCAUAUACUAAGGACUCCGAAGCAUACGAGGCUUCUUGGUUCCAUACAUUUCAUAGCCGCUGCAAUGAUAUGUGGUGGUUUGGUGAUGUACCCUAUUGGAUGGGACAAUCAAGAAGUACGUGAGUCCUGCGGCAAGGCUGCGAACGUGUACAAUCUCGGCAAAUGCUCAUUGUCCUGGUCCAGCCAUCUCCUCAUCGGUUCGGUAAUCUUGCUGAUGCUGUGCUUCGGUCUGAGUUUCUGCACUGCCCGACACAAGCCGUCACACUCGCACACGGAUCCCCUGCGCAUUUGACAAUCGAUUCGCGCCUACUCCUCGCCGAAGACGACAACAACCACUCUCUCCUUCGUCACAGUCUGUUGAUCGUCACUCUGUAGUCAACCGAUGACGUACGUACGUACGUAUCUUGUGUGUUCGUUUGUCUGUAUACGUGUAUACGUGUGUGCGUGUGUAUGUAUGUGUACGUGUGACCAUGUGCAUCCAUAUACUUCAUCGAAGAAGCACUAACGCGACUACGAAAUUCGUAUUUCAUCGAGAAAUAGCAUCGAUUCUCUAUUCCCGUUCUUCGAAUAUUGUUACGUAUACUCGCGAGAAUACGAAAUCGAUUGUUCUUUAAGAGUUUCAAAUGUAUGUAUGUAUCUUUACGUAUCUAUGUAUGUGUGUCAUCUUUUGACGUGUAUGUAGGUGUACGUAUGUAUUUGCGUGUUUGUUUAUGUGUAUACGCACGUAUGACUUAGUAGAUAGAGAAAAUAAGAAGACAAAGACCUAUCUAAUAUAAGAGUCGAGUACUUGCGAUUUCAACAAUCGCACUUGUUAUAUAAUGGGUUCGUUGUCGAGUCGCCAUCCUACUUGACACUCUCCUAUCAUUUCCUUCUCUUCCUUACUUGUACCGUCGUAAGAGGAAUUCUCUUGGAAAUUCGAACGAAAGGAUUCGAUUUGAAUUCUUUCUGUCUCUCUCUCUCUCUCUCUCUCUUUCUCUCUCUCUCUUUCUCUCUCGCUCUCUCUCUCUCUCUCUAUGAAGCUUCUUUUAUUCUUUAAAUAUUUCCAUUCAAAAAUUACCUAAGGCAAAAUGAACGAAUACUUCUUGUAAAAUCGAUUCUCACAAAACCGCCUUUGGCUCUUGUGCAUAGCGUAGCAUAGCAUAGCACAGCGCAGUAUUACAUUGCAUUGGAGAAGGAAUUUUGGCUCUUACCUUCUCUCAUGUUGGCAUCUUUUUUCCACUUUUGCUCGCGGCCUUCGAACUCAUUCGAAUCCUUUCGUUUUGUGAAGAUUUGAAUUCCUUUAUAAACCACUCUCGAGAAAAAGAGAGAAACUGGUUUCCUCUUUCUUUUUCCUUUUCUAUUCAUCCAUCUAUCUGUCUUUCUGAGGUUGCUUUUAAAAGCUGGCCGCAGGUAGAUUUCCGUCUUUCUUCGCGAGAGAGAGUAAGAGAUGAAGAGAAAGAGAGAGAGAGAGAGAGAGAGAGAGAGAGAGAGAGAGAGAGAAAGAUGGAAUGAAGAAACGACGAGAGAAAAUGACGUACAAAUGGAAGCGUUAAAUUCGGAUGCCUCUUACUUUAUGCAGUUCCAUAUAUAUAUAUAUAUAUAUACAUACAUAUAUAUCUACAUAUAUAUGUGUAUAAUAUAUAUAUAUGUGAAUAUAUAUAUAUUUAUAUAUAUAUGUUUAACGAUAUAGUGAUGGAAUUUACAGCGUGGCACGCUUAUCUCUGGCAAAGCCGCGUUGUGCUGCUGCUGGAUUCUACUACCCUCUCGCGUGGACACUUGUCUCCCAGGGGUUUUAGGUCGUAAACAAAUACUUCGUAAGUACGUUUACCCUGUGCACGGAUUUAAAGCUCGUACAUACACAAGCUUUAACUUCUCUCUACUUGUAUAUUUCUUCCUCUCUCUCUCUCUCUCUUUCUCUCUCUCUCUCUACACACACACACACAUAUGUAUACAUGUAUGUAUGUAUCUAUAUAUAUAUAUAUAUAUAUAUAUAUAUGUAUGUAUAUAUGUGUGUAUAUAUAUAUAUAUAGUUAUAGCACUUUGUCAUUGUAUGCUAUACUCACACAUGUAUGCAUCAAAUAUAUUUUGAUUCUUAUCAUUUCCAAAGAAUUAACAACAAUGAUAAGCUUAGAACUUUUUUUAUUCACAUAAUUUCGAUUUUCGUUUUAUCGAAGGAUAAAACGAAUAUUGGAUUUGUAAUCUCGAUAAAAUAUUGAAAGAGAAAGGUCGCUUGACUAAACGCAAAUUUCAGUGUCGAGUUGCAAAUUCUAUUAGGUUUACACACUAAUACGGAUUUCCUUUUACUGAAAUGUAGUACGCGCUACGCGUGUUUCACCCUUUAUUUCUCUCUCUCUCUCUCUCUUUCUCUCUCUUUCUCCCUCACUAUGAGUUCAACAAUACGAUCACACGAACUUUUUCAAUGGAUACGAAAAUCUGUGGUAAAAUCCAAGGUGUUUUUUGUUCUUUUUCUCCUGUGUGUGUUUGUGUCUAUGUUUGUAUGUAGGUGUAUUUUUUUUCUGUUAGAAUCAGCCAGUCGAGAUAUUUCACCGAUAAAAGGAUAGUAAAAUAACACGAAAAAAAAAAAAAAAUAAAUCGGAUACUAUUGCAACCGAAAAUGGAAAGACACUCUUAUUUUCUUUGCGAUACUUCAUAAACAUUUUUCCAUCGAGAUCGAAUUCCAUGCUUUUUCCAUAAUGAAGUUCAAUGGCGAUAAUAAUGAGGAUGAUGACAAUAGUGUUGAGAGGGAAAAAAAAAAGUAAUAGGGCAUAGCAUUUACGUAACAAGAUUCCAUUUUGGAAUAUUUUUUAAGUAUAUUCACGUCUUUUCCAUCGUCUCGUUCAUUAUCGAUCGGUUCGUUUGAAUUAACGUUUAUUCUUUGAAAGAAGAAUGAUUAAGAGCAUCGUUAUCAGGACGUAAUAUUAACUCUUUAGAGCUACUAUGUUCAUUCCGCAUUAACGUCUGACGUUUAGGAAAUUGAAUUUUUCUCUUGGAAUAUAUAAUAUAAUAAAAUUCAUUACUUUUCUUUUUUUCUUGUUCAGUUUUUUAUUUUGCAAUAAUAUUUAAGGAUACGAUUACAGCGCUCAUGUAUUUCAUGCUAUAAAUAAAAAAGAAGAAAAGUAGAAACAUUCUUUGAAGGUACAAUGAACUUGUUUCGAAGGUAUAAUUUUAAACUUUAUUUUGAGGAUAUAAUGAAAUGUAAUCCACUUUAGAAAAGUAUUUCUUUUAUAUGCACCAGUUGAAAAUCGCACUUACUACUACAAUAUUACGAUGAUGGUUUGAUUCAUUAUAGUGAAUUUCACUUGUUAUAAAAGCGAGAAGAACGAUAGACCCUUUUUUCUUUUUUCCUUUCUUUUGAUAAAAGGCAUUGGUAGAACGAUUGUGUCGACGAUGGAAAAAAAGUGGAGAUUAGAAAGAGAAAGAAAGAGAAAGGAAAAGGAAGAGAGUGAGAGAGAGAAAGAGAAAGAGAGAACGUGACUGAAGCAAAAUGAGUAUAGUCCAAAGCGUACGUAGCUUGUGUAUUCGAUGGGUUUGCGGUAAGUUAAAUACGAUAUUUUUCCGAUAACGUGAAAAUUAUCAGAAGAAAUUGUUUGUAAUCGACAACGGAAAAUGAUAUUAUCUGUAUAUGUGUGUGUGUGUGUGUGUGUGUAUAGAUAAAGAUCAAGAUGAUUCCUUGUUUAAUGAAAAAGUUAUUUGACCGAAGGUAAAUAUAUACUUAUUUGGUUUCAGACGUAUACGUAUAACCAGAUUUGCUGGGUAGAAUCUAACCGCGUAAUGAGAGUUUCGAUACGGUUUAGCGGUAGUCCGCAAUGAAAAUCCACUCCGAUAAACGAGAUUUCGAUAAAUGGAGUCGUACUACACGAACGAGAGAGAAAGAGAAAGAGAGAGAUACAGAGUUCGCGUAGCAACGACUUCUCAACGAAGAAGCUUUCUCAGGGAUCACUUUCGAGCGAUGGAUCGAUCGAUCGUACGAUCGAACGAUCGGAGAAUCGUUCGGCGAUCUCUAGCAAAAAGGUCUCCUUUCUGUUUCAGUGCACGAAGGAACUCAUCUCGUGUUAAAUUCUGUCUACCCUCUUUUAUAUUUUUCUCACGCAAACACGUAAGUACAUACGUAUGUACUCCAACACAAAUGCGCGUACUCCUACGUCCUUACGCAAUCGAGCCGAUCCCAUUUUGCCUUUUAUCGACUUCCUUCUUCCUUCCCGAAAGCACUCGACGUGUUGCUUCUAUAUCGUUGUAGAAACACAACGUAUCGUGGAAAGGUAGACUUAGAGAGGAAAAACCGCGUAGAAUAUAUAUAUAUAUAUAUAUAUAUAUAUAUAUAUAUAUAAAGAGAGAGAGAGAGAGAGAGAGAGAGAGAGAGAGAGAAAUCGUCGAGCUUGGUAAAGAAGAAAAGGAUGAAAGUAAGGAGACCGAUAGAAAAAGAGAAAAGUAUCCUUCUCUCGACUAGAACUACAAUGACGAAGACAAGAGCGACUAAUCGACCUAUCGGUUUGCUAGCAAGACGCACAGCGUUUCCAUAAGGCGAUUGUCAAGCUCGAUCGUUCGUACAAAAGCGACUUUUCCCGUUUCCCUUCCGUUUUCUUUCGCCGAAGAAACGGCUCUUGUGUUAGCUUUUCGUGGUACAAAAGAGACGGAGGUGGUCGGAAAGAAGAAGAAGAGGAAGAAGAAGAAGAAGAAAGAGAAAGUGUACGUGUGCGUGUGUAUGUGUGUGUGUGUGUGUGUGUGUGUGUGUGCACGAGCGUGCGCAUGUAUAAAGCAAGUAACGUUAACCACGGGAACGGGUGCCAAGUAAAAUGCGUUAAAGUCGGAAACGA